UUGGAGAAAUAGUUCUGUUUCAAAAUGGAACUAAUCAUUUGUUUUUUCUCUUAAAUUUUUCUUGUAUCAGCAUUUAUCUCUGAUAUUAUCACGAGAUAGUCAUCUAAAUUUUUUCAGAGGACAACACAUUUUUACGUUUGUUUAAAAAAGGGUGUGUUUAAUAUAUGGAACACAGAUAUUAGUCAUACUCUUUCGUAAUGUGUUCUGUCAAUAGAAUCGCUUCUUGCUAUCCGAAGCUAGAUUUUAAAGUUAUGCUUGUUAAGAUUUUUACUUAAUAUUGAAAUUACCGACGUCGCCGAUGCUUGUGGGUUAGCUGUUGGUACAUUCUUCAACUCGCAGUUUUCAAAUUAAAAGUAAGUAUUAACAUCAAAAAUGGAAGAAUUAAUAAUACCACUAAGGAUGUUCUCAUCAAUUCGUUUUAUCUAAUGUGUGAUCAUGAGUCUGCCUGUAAUUUUCUCAAGCCAUAGUAGAGUGAAAAGAGUGCAUUUACUAGAUGGCAAAACUUAAUAAUGCUAAUCGCUUGAUGUGUGGUACGUUAGUUUUGCUUAUUGUUGAUAUCAUUUGGGUAGCUUCUUCUGAACUUACCAAAUAUAUCUUCAAGGAUGAGAACUACAGCAAGCCAUUCUUUAGCACAUAUGUGAAGACAACUAUGUUUAUGCUUUAUUUAUUGGGAUUUAUCUUUUGGAAACCAUGGAGGAACCAGUGUGCAAAGAGACCAAAGUAUACACUAGUGGAUCCUGCUCCAAUAGAAACAGAAGAAAAUGAUUGUGGUUAUGUAGAAGCAGAACCCUUACUUAGUGAAUCUAUUUGGAUUCCCAUUAAAUAUCAUGAUGGCAAUGGCGAAAAAAGUAGUGGAAAUGAGUCAGAUGACACUAUUUCAAAUAAAAGUGUUCGAUCUGUUCAUUUUAACCAAGUGACUGAAGUUCGUCAUUUGUCUGAGUCACAAGCUGAUGACGCACUCCUUGCACGAUUGUCAUAUGCUGCAUCACUACGAGCUCAAGAAACUGCUCUUAAAGCUGCUAAUAAAUUACCGAUGAAGCAAGUUGCACAUGUUGCUCUAUUGUUUUGCAUUUUAUGGUUUCUUGGAAAUUUGUCUUAUCAAGAAGCUUUGUCAAAUACUGAAGCUGGUAUUGUUAAUAUUUUGUCAUGUUCCUCGGGAUUGUUUACUUUGAUAUUAGCCUCAAUGUUCCCUGCUAAUAGUGGAGACCGUUUUACUCUUUCAAAACUUUUGGCAGUAAUUACAAGCAUUGCUGGUGUAGCUAUAAUAGCUAAUGCUGAAAAAGGCAUGCAGUAUAAUUUCCCUCCAGGUGCUGUGUGGUCAAUUCUUGGAGCAUUUUUUUAUGCUGCUUACGUUGUGCUGCUUAGAAGAAAAGUAGAUGAUGAAGAUACUCUAGAUAUUCCAAUGUUUUUCGGAUUUGUAGGCUUGUUUAAUUUGCUGUUUAUGUGGCCUGGUUUUCUUUUUCUGCAUUAUACUAAAGUUGAAGAAUUUCAAUGGCCAUCUAGACAUCAGUGGUUAUUGUUGCUCUGCAACGGCUUGGUGGGCACUGUAUUUUCAGAACUACUUUGGCUGUGGGGCUGUUUCUUGACAUCUUCUUUGAUAGCUACAUUGUCUGUGUCCUUAACUAUUCCAUUGACAAUUUUAUUUGAUGUUUUCUUAAAAAAGGUUGACUAUCCGUUGCCAUUCUUUUUGGGAACACUGCCAAUGUUUUUAUCAUUUUUUGCUGUUGCUUUUUUGACGCAUUAUGAAAAUUGGGAUCCUGUGCUAAUUGGUUUAAACAAGUUAGUCAGUUUAUGCUGGAAAAAAUCUCAAAGGGUUCACAGCAUAGAUUAUGAACAGACAGAAUCAUUAAUCAGUGUCAAUAGUGAAUAUACGUAACAAAAUCUUUUUCCGUCUUUUAUUUGCCAAAUUUGGCUUUGUUCAUCUACACAAAGACUAGAGCUUCAGAUUUUUUAAUUUUUUCUAAACAUAUGUAUAUACUUCAUGCUUGUGAUGAAAAAUGCUUUUAUGUAUUUCCAAGUGUACCAUAUCAUUGAGAUCAAUAUAUCUAGUGCAAAUCAUACUCAAAAUCAUUUUCAUUUGCCUUUUUGCAUCUUAUGUGAGUAAAGUUUUAUUUAAAAAUAUUAGAUAUACUUAUAUUGUAAAAAAUGAGUACUAUUUUUUGUUACAUGUUUAUAUGCCUAGCAAAAUUUUAGUUUUCUUUAAAAUACUCUUAAUAUAUUUUAUUUAAAGCUAGAAAUAUAUUUUAUAAGUUUGUUUAAUGUUUGUGUAUGUGUUUUCUCUACAAAUUUACCACACAUGACAAUGAUUGCUUCUAUAUUAUUUGAAGUAAAUAUUGUUUACAAUCUUGGAAUUACAGGUAUAAUUAUGUUCUUUGAUUGCUUCAAUAUUGUAUGAAUUAAAUAUUGUUUGCAAUUUUUGACCGCAGGUACAACUAUGUUCAUUUACCUCAUUUUUUUUGUAAUUCUAUCUCAUUGUAUGUGAAUUAUGGUAUAAAAUUCACAAGAUUAUGUGACAAAUUGC
Molecule: messenger RNA, 2521 nt
Organism: Uloborus diversus
Lineage: Eukaryota; Metazoa; Arthropoda; Arachnida; Araneae; Uloboridae
Product: solute carrier family 35 member F5-like
Exons: 13
Coding region: 494-1876 (460 amino acids)
Biological process (GO): regulation of peptide transport
Cellular component (GO): membrane
Source: RefSeq, a predicted model, not a curated record